UACCAAUCGCUCUCUAGAAGUAAUGGCCUCUGAAGUUAGCUGCGACCUUGCUCGAAAUUAAACACCGUACCGGCCUCCCACCACCACCAACCAGGCUUAUAUAACCACUCCCUCCCCCACGCUCCACUGCCAUCACCUUGACUGAGAUCGGGACGAGGCAAUGGCGUCUCCGAGAUUCAAGCCCGUGGAGGAGUGCAGCUCCGAGGGGAGGUCGGGGCAGACGGUGGCCGCAGACUUCGACGGCACGCUGCUCCGCUCCUCCAACGCCUUCCCCUACUACCUCCUGGUGGCGCUGGAGGCCGGCAGCGUCCUCCGCGCCGUGGCGCUGCUCCUGUCGGUGCCCUUCGUGUACGUGACCUACAUCUUCUUCUCCGAGUCGCUGGCCAUCAGCACCCUGGUGUACAUCUCCGUGGCCGGGCUCAAGGUGCGGAGCAUCGAGAUGGCGGCGCGGUCGGUGCUGCCCAAGUUCUACGCGCAGGACGUGCACCCAGAGAGCUGGCGGGUGUUCCGGUCCUUCGGCAAGCGGUACAUCAUCACGGCCAGCCCCAGGGUCAUGGUGGAGCCCUUCGCCAGGGAGUUCCUCGGCGCCGACCGGGUGGUGGGCACGGAGCUGGAGGUGGGCAAGUCCGGCAAGGCCACGGGGUUCAUGGUGAAGCCCGGGGUGCUCGUCGGGGAGCACAAGAAGCAGGCCGUGGUGAAGGAGCUGGGCGACGCGGUGCCCGACGUCGGCAUGGGCGACAGGGCCACCGAUUUCAACUUCAUGUCCAUAUGCAAGGAAGCCUACCUUGUCACGUCGAGGAAGUACAGCCCGGUGCCCAAGAACCAGCUGCUGACGCCCCUCAUCCUCCACGACGGCCGCCUCGUGCAGCGCCCGACGCCGCUGGUGGCGCUCGUCACCUUCCUCUGGAUGCCGUUCGGCUUCGCCCUCGCCCUCCUCCGCGUGUACAUCAACCUGCCCCUCCCGGAGCGCAUCGUCUUCUACAUCUACCACAUGAUGGGCAUCCGGCUCAUCGUGAAGGGGACCCCGCCGCCGCCGCCCAAGAAGGGGAGCCCGGGCGUGCUCUUCGUGUGCAACCACCGCACCGUGCUGGACCCCAUCGAGGUCGCCGUCGCGCUCGGCCGCAAGGUGAGCUGCGUGACCUACAGCAUCUCCAAGUUCUCGGAGCUCAUCUCGCCGAUCAAGGCGGUGGCGCUGACGCGGGAGCGCGACAAGGACGCCGAGAACAUCCGGCGGCUGCUGGAGGAGGGCGACCUGGUGAUCUGCCCCGAGGGCACCACCUGCCGGGAGCCCUACCUGCUGCGCUUCAGCGCGCUCUUCGCCGAGCUCACGGACCGCAUCGUGCCGGUGGCGAUCAACACCAGGGAGCACAUGUUCCACGGCUCCACCGUGCGCGGGUUCAAGCUCAUGGACCCCUACUUCUUCUUCAUGAACCCGCGGCCGGUCUACGAGGUCACCUUCCUCAACAUGCUGCCCAAGGAGCUCACCUGCGGCGGGGGCAAGUCGCCCAUCGAGGUCGCCAACUACAUCCAGAAGACGCUCAGCGACCAGCUCGGCUUCGAGUGCACCACCAUCACCCGCAAGGAGAAGUACGGCAUACUGGCCGGCACCGACGGGCGCGUCCCGUCCAAGAACAAGGACAAGGAGAAGAACUAGCGGAUCUCUCGGGCUGGACUGCCUCGCGUCGCGCCGGCUACAGUGGUUGAUCGUGGUUGUUGUUGUUUACAGUUUACUAUGAUUAAUUGUUUGUUAUUUGUCAGAUCACUCACCGUUUCCAGGAAACUAAAAGGACCGUGUCGUCGUGUAUUAGCUUGAGGUCACAAUUGUCAUGUACCAAUAAUUGUUUCUUCGCCAAAAGGAUGAGUAAUUAUAUGGACGAUUUUCAGAA
Molecule: messenger RNA, 1886 nt
Organism: Triticum aestivum (bread wheat)
Lineage: Eukaryota; Viridiplantae; Streptophyta; Magnoliopsida; Poales; Poaceae
Product: glycerol-3-phosphate 2-O-acyltransferase 6
Exons: 2
Coding region: 161-1654 (497 amino acids)
Biological process (GO): cutin biosynthetic process
Cellular component (GO): membrane
Molecular function (GO): glycerol-3-phosphate 2-O-acyltransferase activity; phosphatase activity
Source: RefSeq, a predicted model, not a curated record